Molecule: messenger RNA, 1877 nt
Organism: Limanda limanda (common dab)
Lineage: Eukaryota; Metazoa; Chordata; Actinopteri; Pleuronectiformes; Pleuronectidae
Gene: cry5
Product: cryptochrome circadian regulator 5
Exons: 11
Coding region: 69-1646 (525 amino acids)
Biological process (GO): circadian regulation of gene expression; entrainment of circadian clock by photoperiod
Cellular component (GO): nucleus; cytoplasm
Molecular function (GO): FAD binding; DNA binding
Source: RefSeq, a predicted model, not a curated record
UACCAAACACAACUCAGCACGCUCAGAGCUGUAACCGUGAAAGGAAAGUGCAUUCAAGGCUCACCAACAUGGCUCAUAUCUGCAUUCACUGGUUCCGCAAGGGACUGAGGCUGCAUGAUAACCCAGCGCUCCUGGCUGCUCUGAGGGACUGUCAGCAGCUCUACCCUGUGUUCCUCCUGGACCCUCACCUCCAUGACAACAUGUGCAUCAACCGCUGGAGGUUCCUCGUCGGAGCCCUGAAAGACCUGGACUGCAGCCUGAGGAAGCUCAACUCCAGGCUGUUUGUCGUACGAGGCCGACCAGAGGACGUUCUCCCAAAGCUGUUCGACAAGUGGAAAGUAACAAAGCUGACCUAUGAGUACGACACUGAGCCCUACAGUCUGGGCCGGGACACAGCAGUGACCGCAUUGGCCAAAGAACACGGAGUCCAAGUCAUCUACAAAAUCUCUCAUACCCUUUAUGAUAUAGAGAGGAUAAUUGAGGAAAACGAUGGGAAGGCUCCUCUUACUUAUACCCGAAUGCAGGCAUUAGUGAAAACUCUUGGUCCUCCGAAGAAACCCGUCCCUGCGCCAACCGUGGAGGACAUGGCAGAGGUGAAGACUCCGUGUUCAGAAAGCCAUGAGCAGCAGUAUGGGAUCCCUGCUCUGGAGGAGCUCUGCCCAGACGCUGCAGCUCUCGGAGUUGAGCCAUUUCCAGGAGGAGAACAGGAGGCUCUGAGGAGACUGGAUGAACAUAUGAAACGAACGAAAUGGGUGUGUGAAUUUGAGAAGCCCCAGACGUCUCCAAACUCUCUGAGCCCCAGCACCACUGUUCUCAGUCCGUACGUCACAGUCGGCUGCUUGUCCGCUCGCACCUUCUGGUGGAGGCUUGCAGACGUCUAUCAGGGGAAGAAGCACUCCGAUCCUCCAGUGUCCCUGCAUGGCCAGUUACUGUGGAGAGAGUUCUUCUACACAGCCAGUGUGGGUAUCCCAAACUUCAACAAGAUGGUGGGCAACUCUGUAUGUACUCAAAUUGACUGGGACACUAACUCCGAAUAUCUGGCUGCAUGGAGAGAGGCUCGGACUGGUUUCCCAUUCAUUGAUGCCAUCAUGACUCAGCUGAGACAGGAGGGCUGGAUCCACCACCUGGCCAGACAUGCUGUCGCUUGUUUCCUCACCAGGGGAGACCUGUGGAUCAGCUGGGAAGAAGGACAGAAGGUUUUUGAAGAUCUCCUGUUGGAUGGCGACUGGGCUCUGAAUGCUGGGAACUGGCAGUGGCUCUCAGCCAGUACCUUCUUCCAUCAGUACUUCAGGGUCUACUCGCCUGUAGCCUUCGGCAAGAAGACCGACAAGAAUGGAGACUACAUCAAGAAGUACCUUCCUCUUCUAAAGAAGUUCCCAGCUCAGUACAUCUAUGAGCCUUGGAAAGCUCCUGGCAGCGUCCAGCAGGCAGCAGGAUGCAUUGUGGGUAAAGACUACCCACAGCCUAUUGUACAACAUGAGGUGAUCAGCAAGACAAACAUCCAGAGGAUGAAGUCAGCUUACGCAAAGAGAUCCUCAGACAAAACUGAUUCACCCACUAAAAAGCAAGGUAUAAAGCGCAAGGGUCCAUCUGUUGUCGACAUGAUGAAGAACAAAGGAAAAAAAGAGAAAACACCCUCUAGUUAAGUCUAAGUAAAUCACUGUUAGUGACUAUUGCUUACAAAAACACAGGGUUUGUGUUCUUCUUGUGCUAAAGCUUGAACUGGGUAAAGUCUUCUUGUUUUUCACUUAUAUUGUAUACAUUUAUUUCUGAGGAGAAUUGUUGCGUAAGAUAACGUCAGGUUAGAGUUAUACUGGAAGACUUAACACUUGAAGGCAUUAAUUACAUAUAAAAGCAUGAAACAUUUUAAUAAAACA